UUGCACCUAGCGCCGCCUAACCCCUCUCCGUGGUCCACAUGCUGACAAUCUUCUCAUGGCUAGCCCUGUGGUGUCUUCUCUCCUGCCGAUUCAGGCAUCUCCCUCUCCUUCGACCAGCUCCCCGCCCGCCGCGACCAGCAGCAGCAGCAGCAGCGGCAGCGGCAGCAGCGGGUCCGGGUCCGGCAGCGGCGGAUCCACGACGUACCAGGGCGACAUCACCUACUACACUCUGGGGCUCGGCUCGUGCGGAAUUGACGACACCGGCAAGGACAACAGCGCCAAUAUCGUCGCUCUGUCGGCUGCGCUCAUGGGCGCCGUCUCCAACGCCAACCCCUUGUGUGGCAAGACCAUCACCAUCAAGGCCAACGGGAAGACCGCCCAAGCGGUUGUGCACGACAAAUGCCCGGUCUGCGCUUUCGGGGACGUCGACGCUUCUCAGAAUCUGUUCCUCGAGCUCUUCGGCUCGACCGAUGGCGGCCGCGAGAAGAUCGAGUGGUGGUUCAACUAAGACCCCCUUAGCGCGUCCUUGUUCAUGGACCUGCUGCCAGCGUUGGGAACAGCAGCGGGGCGGCGCGUGCAUGUCACAGCCGACCCCGGCACUGCGACGUGAUGUCAAUUUCUCUUCUUCGCCCAUCACCAGAUAUGGGCCGGGAUAUAUACCCAUUUUUUUCUUUCAAGAGCACAAAAUUGGAAAACUUGGCGCCUCGUGUGUUUUUGGCGACAGUCCAGGCUUGGACUAAAGGAACAUGGACAGGACAGGGAGCCAUAGAUUUGGCCACGGAUAGACUUCGCUUUCUUCUUGUACAUACUUGUGGGCGACCCGGAAUUUGGAAUUUGACCUGAUGUCCACGGUGGGCGACAUCUGCACGUAAGAUACAGU
Molecule: messenger RNA, 880 nt
Organism: Thermothielavioides terrestris NRRL 8126
Lineage: Eukaryota; Fungi; Ascomycota; Sordariomycetes; Sordariales; Chaetomiaceae
Exons: 1
Coding region: 56-508 (150 amino acids)
Source: RefSeq, a predicted model, not a curated record